Molecule: messenger RNA, 1506 nt
Organism: Carassius carassius (crucian carp)
Lineage: Eukaryota; Metazoa; Chordata; Actinopteri; Cypriniformes; Cyprinidae
Gene: plscr3b
Product: phospholipid scramblase 3b
Exons: 9
Coding region: 140-1078 (312 amino acids)
Biological process (GO): plasma membrane phospholipid scrambling
Cellular component (GO): plasma membrane
Molecular function (GO): phospholipid scramblase activity
Source: RefSeq, a predicted model, not a curated record
UAAAUUAUUUUUUUAGAAUUUUUCUUUUUUUGCUUGUUUCCAGCGCAAAAACAUAUUCCCCACAUUGUCUUCACCCACACUGUGAUCGUGGUGCUGAUAGGCAGACGUUGGCUCUGAAAAUCUCAGAUCUGUCUUCAACAUGUCUGGCCCAGGCUACCCAUCUCCAAACCAGCCUCCUUAUCCCAUGUCCCAGCCAGGCGGACACUCCAUGCCCCCCUAUCCCAUGGGAGGUUUUGGAGAACCUGGACAGGGGGCCCCAUCAGCAGGGUUCCAAGCAGGAUACCAGCCAGUUCCAGAUCAGCCAAUCAUGUAUCAGCCUGGUCCAGCUAAUUCACCAUCUCAACAGGGCCAAACAUAUGGAGCACCUGUAGCUGCACCAGUUUCAGUUCCUGCUGGAGUACCACCUGGUCUGGAGUACCUCACUCAGAUCAAUCAGAUCCUUAUUCAUCAGAAGGUGGAGUUGUUAGAGGCAAUCAUUGGCUUUGAGACCAACAACCAGUAUGAGAUCAAGAACAGCCUCGGUCAAAAGAUCUACUCUGCCAAAGAAAAAAAUGACUGCUGCACACGCAACUGCUGUGGUGCCCUGCGCAGCUUUGACAUGAAGAUCAAAGACAACGCCGAUCGAGAGGUCAUACGACUCAUCCGACCUUACCGUUGUGUCUCCUGUUGGUGCCCCUGCUGCCUGCAAGAGAUGGAGGUACAGGCUCCUCCAGGAACGACAGUAGGGUACGUGAAGCAGGACUGGCACCCCUGUUAUCCAAAAUUCUCCAUCCAGGGGCCAAACAAGGAGACUGUGAUGAAGCUUGAGGGGCCCUGCUUGGCAUGUAACUGCUGUGGUGAUGUGAACUUUGAGCUCAAAGGUAAAGACGGUACUGGGGACUCUAUCGGUCGAAUCAGUAAGCAGUGGAGCGGCCUGUUGAAGGAAGUCUUCACUGACACUGACAACUUUGGCAUCCAGUUCCCUAUGGACAUGGAUGUUAAGAUGAAGGCUGUACUUAUGGGUGCUUGCUUUCUAAUUGAUUUCAUGUUCUUUGAAAAAGUGGGAGACUCAAACCAGCGCAAUACUGUAUUCUCUUAGAGUUCCUGGUAACCAAAGCUUUAGACAGCUGGCACUGCAGUGAAUCCAACGGACACGUUCAAGGUCAUUUUAGUGUUCACGUGGCCAGCAAUAUUUACAGUGACAGGCGAAGUAUCAUGAGUAACUGUUCACUGGUGCCUUUUAAACAAUCAUAGCCUAGAAUUUUAUAUUACUGUUACAAUAGUAUAUCAACAAACAUUUAAAUCUUUUUGUUACUUUCAAUUUAUCUUUUUUUUAUUGGAAAUAAAAUGUAACGUGCAGCCCUAUGCAUGUAUUUCUAGACUUAUUUCUUGCAUAAAGUAUAUAUUUUUUCGUUUUUCUAAAGGAAAUUCUGUUUUAUUUUGCUAAAUGCAAAGCAUUUUCGUUAAAACAUGCGGAUAUUCCUACAGCCAAGUAAUGCAUGAUGAUAGGGGUUACAUGCAAGUUAA